AAAAAAACAGAUCAGGAAAACAUGGUUAUCGGAUUACUUGCCAUCGCAGCUAUCCCGACCGUUACGGGCGUGGGUAACGCUGUGAGUGCACAGAAGAGACAGAAUGAGAGCAUGAGCAAGGAACAAGAAAAGUUCCACCUCACAUUCAUGCUACAACAGAAUGGAAAGAUAGAAGAGGUUGGUCAAGGAGUUUUGGUGGACAAGAAGAUGUAUCUCAACCUUUCAGAUGCCCCCGUGCAAGGCUACAGAUUUCUAGGCUGGUAUUUCAAGUAUCCUAGCGAGGAAGGGCACCUGGGGCUGGUGAGCAUGGUAUCCGACGACCCGCCAGCGCUGAACUGGAUAUUCGUGGACAAGGACACGCACAUGGUGACCUUUGGGGGCAAGAAGGACACCAUCGGGCACGUCAUAGGACCCUGGGGCUGGACAGCAGACGAGCGCUUCCUGACGCUCCAGGGAGAUCAUGAUUCGUUUGUGGCGGUGCGGGACGAGCAUGGGAAAUGGGCUGUAUAUUGGGACCCGGAGGGUGAUAUCGAGGACGAGAUUGACGAUGAGGAGAGAUGUCAGCCAGUGAGACUGAGGAGAAGACCGCAGCUCGGCAUGGAAAGCAGUUAUGUCAAAAAAUAGCAUGAUAUGAUU
Molecule: messenger RNA, 636 nt
Organism: Fusarium verticillioides 7600
Lineage: Eukaryota; Fungi; Ascomycota; Sordariomycetes; Hypocreales; Nectriaceae
Exons: 2
Coding region: 22-624 (200 amino acids)
Source: RefSeq, a predicted model, not a curated record